AUGAAUUUCCGUAUCCUUCGUAAUGCAAGAGUUCGGCGCGAUAUAAAAACUCGAGAAACUGUUGCAGCUACUGAAUUGAUUCGACAAGCCUAUCGUUACAUUACACGUAACGAACAAUUUCCACAAAAAAUCCGACAACAAGCGCAACUUAUGCUUAAUUCUUUUCCUCGCUAUGCACGUCCAACUGCCGUCAAGAAUCGUUGCGUGGAAACAGGUCGAGGUCGUGGUGUAUUUCGAGAUUCAAGGCUAUGUCGUUAUCAAUUUAGGUUGAAAGCUUUAAAUGGAGAUAUUCCGAGAGUCAAGAAAGCUGUUUG
Molecule: messenger RNA, 314 nt
Organism: Racocetra persica
Lineage: Eukaryota; Fungi; Glomeromycota; Glomeromycetes; Diversisporales; Gigasporaceae
Source: the annotation of a GenBank genome assembly